ACACUGUACAAAACAAAACAAACGUUUGCACUGGUACAAUAGCACAUUUAAGCCAGAAACGCAAAAAGGCUAAAUGUGUCUGUGUUACGUGUAUUAAUGUUAUGGAUUUAGCGGCUUUUCCACAUGUUUACUAAUACGUCACGUGAUCACAUCCUUAUUGUCUGAUCGUUUCAUUUUCAUUCCUGCAGCUUAUUGUUUAACGGAGACGCCCCCUGGUGGUGACUCCAUGACUCAUGUCACCGGUCUCAGCCUACCAGAGCACUGGCUCUGCUGCACGUUCAGUGAUUGAUUGCAGUUCAAGCCAAUGAUUUAGGAUCUAUGCAGCCUCGACGGAGCAUGGGUGGGACUUAGCAUCUGGGCAGCACAGCGGAAGAAAAUGGCGGCCGUGGCUGCAGAACCAGAAGCUGCGGCGAUCCCAACAACACCCACCGGGGCUUUAAGCGACGAAGAUUUGGUAGAUGUAGCCAAGGAAAUCCCAAGCGUCUCACUGGAGUGCGAGGAUCGCCCAGAGUGUGGUCCGACCCAAGAGCCGCUGUCCCCGCAGGUGGAUGAUGGCGGAGAAGAGGAGCAGCACCGCCAUGUCAGGCCGGAGCUGGAGUACACGGCGGGAAAAGAUCUUUCUGAAGAAGUGAUAAGUGACUGUUCCGUGGAGCGGGCCAGUCUAGAACGGUUCUCUUCUCCACUCCUGGGGGAUCAUGAAGGCGGCGGUGGUAACGUGUCGAACCAGUACCACAGCAUCCUCUCUGACCCACAACCGUCCGCCGUCUUUCUUCACUCCUUGCCGGCAGCACCUCCCGUCACUGAAGCCGGUCUUUCUCUGGCCGAACCGGCAGUACCGACCACCAACGUGACCACGGACAGAGCUGAAACAGUGGGUCGAGACCGGGGAUAUGCGGUUCGUGUCCUCAACGAACAGAGUUCCGGACCAGUGGACAAAACCAAGUUGGACGGUUCUGUUCCUGUGAGUCUUGAAUCAAUUCCUGGGUUCGACCAAAAAACGUCCGGGAACGACGAACUGACGGGCCGCGGCCUGAAGGACUCAAUCCCGAAGAGACGCCAGGUGACGGACUCGGUGACACUCGAUGAGUUAUCUCAGCUUCAGGCCCCAGAACAUGGACUAAGUGCUCUAAGUCCUGGGUCCGAGGUUCGGGUCUGCUUAGACCACGUGAUUGAUGACGCGCUGGUGGUGUCGUUUCGGCUGGGAAAGAAGGUUUUCUCCGGAGUUCUGAUGGAUGUUUCUAGAAGAUUUGGACCUUAUGGAAUCCCGAUCACCAUCUUUCCACGUCGAGAUGAUCAUGGUCGAUCUCAGGUGUCUUUGAAGAUGGAGCCUGUUGCUGACAACAAUCCUUCUAUAGAACAGGAAAUGUCAACCCCCCCUCCUCACUCCUGGGCUCCCAAACCACCACCUUUGUUCCAGGAGGGUGCACCAUAUCCUCCUCCUCUGUUAAUCAGGGACACGUAUAACCAGGCCUUACCUCAGCCACUCCCACGCAAGAUCAAACGACCUAAACGACGUUAUCGCUGCGAAGAGCCCACCUCCAUCAUGAACGCCAUAAAACUUCGUCCUCGCCAGGUGCUCUGUGAUAAGUGCAAAGGUGUAGUGUCAUCAGUUGCCCAUAGGGAUGCGCGGCGUGGUCCUGUGGAUCUGAGGGCUGAUGAGCCAUCUCGGCGGCGGAAGGCUGUAGAUGGUCCUAUUUCUACAGAGGUGAAACGGCUGAGGAACGAUGACAGAGGACGUGGCAUCACGGAUCGCCGAGCGCCAUCAGGAAUCUGUUUGUCAUCAUCAUCAACGUCACGCAGGGUCCUGAGGGGCACGGUUUCAUCGUCAUCGUCCAGACAUACGAGCUUGAAGCUGAACUCUAGGAAACCUCUGGACAAAAGUAAUCCCAGUGAGAGCUCCAAAGUAUCUGUUAUCAAACUGGCCAGAAGUCCGCAGAAGCUAGCGACACAUCAACAUAACCAAGAUCAUACCAGGGUGGUGACCCGGGCGGCCACCUCGCAGAACCACAACCAGAAGGUUCACUUCACCCGCCGCCUUCAACAACUCAGUUCUUCUCCUGGGGCUUCAAACUCCUCCCACACUGUGGCUCUACCACCCAGAAUGCGCCUCAAACCCCAAAGGUACCGUACUGAGGAGAGCCAGGCUCCUUCCUCCUGCUCCUCCUUCCUGACCAGGCACAUUACUCGCUCUUCGCCUCCCAAACCUUUUUCAAGCCCUGCCCUAACAUCAGACCCUGACCCUACGACUGAGUUUCUUUCCUGUGAUCCUCAUGUUGAAGUACUACCUCAUAGAGAGGUAGGGGCUGAUGGCCCCCCUUCCUCCCUAUGUUUAGACUCCUCUCGCUCAGAAUGUAGCACCACAGGGACACCUGAAGCCCUGCCCCCAGAAAACCCAUCAUCUUUACCCCCCCCCCAGUCUCCUCUUUCAUCGUCCUCCUUUUUAGUCCCUGAAGGACACACCUCCUGCCCACUGACUCCUAGGUCUCAUAGUAAGGAGCUCCAGGCCCCCGGCGAGGAGGAUGAGGAAGAGGGAGGAGAACUAAAGCGACGACGUAAGUCUUCCACAUCCUCCUCCUCCUCAUCUUCCUCUUCUUCUUCCGUUUUUUCUAAGUCUGUGUCUAAGUGUGCGUUGCCGGAUGGUCGGACCGUGUGCGUUGGUGACAUUGUGUGGGCCAAGAUCUACGGCUUCCCCUGGUGGCCGGCACGUGUGCUAGGCAUCACAGUGGCACGGCGUGGUGACACUGGGCUUGAUGUUCGGCAGGAGGCGCGAGUUUCGUGGUUCGGAUCUCCUACGACAUCGUUCUUGCCCCUGUCUCAGCUGUCGCCCUUCCUGGAGACGUUCCAGUCUCGCUUUGACAGGAAGAGGAAGGGGCCGUACCGUCGUGCCAUCGCUGAGGCCGCAAGUGCCGCCAAACAACUAACGCCAGAAGUCCGAGCGCUGCUCACACAAUUUGAGACGUAGCAUUCGGUUUCGCCCCAUUGUUGCCUCUGCAACAGUCCUGUCCUAUUGGCUAAGCAUGAGCAGACAAACAGAUGGACAAUGGAGGUGAGGCAUGUAUGACAUUUUGUUGGGUGGGUGAGGUUACUCUACCAGUAUUUGUUGAAGAUGGGGCGUAGCUAUUCUGCCAGUGUUUGAUGGGGAAGGGGCGUGGCUCUUUUCCGGUUUCAGGAUACAUGAGUAUGUCCUUUCACCAUUAGGUUAAGGCUCAAGGAAACUGAUUGGUCUAGACUGGUCAUUAACCUCAUCAAUAUUCAAGAGAAUCCACUUUCGGUCGAUGGUAGAUCAGUCAUAUGACAUCACUGCUCUUGAACCCGGUCCCUGUAGCCCUGUAUUACCUCAGGUUCUGAUCAGUCUCUAAUCACAUGGCACACUAAUCAAUCACCACAGAUUUGAUUAAUGAGGUUCAGAUCCAGUUCCAGGCUCAGUUUGAGUCCCAGUGGAUACCAGUGGACCCUCAGGUUCCUCCUAUAUUGACCCAUUGACUCUGCCCCUUGGUAGUGUGUUUUUUGCAAACAGAGUUGACAUCUUUAACUUUUUUUUCCCCCUCAUGUUUCAAAUCUUGAAUAAAACUUUAAACUUUGA
Molecule: messenger RNA, 3583 nt
Organism: Cynoglossus semilaevis (tongue sole)
Lineage: Eukaryota; Metazoa; Chordata; Actinopteri; Pleuronectiformes; Cynoglossidae
Gene: pwwp2a
Product: PWWP domain containing 2A
Exons: 2
Coding region: 377-2962 (861 amino acids)
Source: RefSeq, a predicted model, not a curated record